Messenger RNA from Marmota flaviventris (yellow-bellied marmot), 4148 nucleotides. RefSeq names its product kelch like family member 38 (gene Klhl38). The record is from RefSeq and is a predicted model, not a curated record. Lineage: Eukaryota; Metazoa; Chordata; Mammalia; Rodentia; Sciuridae. Gene Ontology annotation, molecular function: protein binding.
AUACACGGUCUCCCUGCCCAGAGGCCCUUGCACAAAGCUCUAGAAAACUGUGAAAGUGCCUUCAGCAUAAACAAUCCAGAACUCUCCCAGGACAAAUCGCUUGCCAACUGAAGGAAAGGCCUGGGGUUUACGGUUUCACUCGGAGCAAGAGGUGGAAAUUUUCUGGGGGGACAAGACAGACCAGGCAUCGGUGGGUGUCACUGCGGCAAGACAAGGAUGGACGACGAGUCGCCAGACGAGCUGCUCUUCAAAGACCACAGCUUCUCCUCGGACUUACUGAGGCAGCUCAAUGGCUUAAGACAACACAGGAUCCUGACGGAUGUGAGCAUCUGUGCCGGUGCCUGGGAGGUCCCCUGCCACCGCAACGUGCUGGCCUCCAGCAGCCCCUACUUUAGGGCCAUGUUCUGCAGCAACUUCCGGGAGAGCAGUGAGGCCAAAGUCCAGCUGAAGGGCAUCGACUCCCCGGUGCUGGACUGGAUCGUGGCCUACGUGUACACCGGGGAAGUGCGCAUCGCGGCCGACAACGUCCUCGCCCUGAUGGAGGCGGCCUCUCUGCUGCAGUACCCCAGGCUGUUCGAGGCCUGCUCCUCCUACCUGCAGAGCCAGCUGGCCCCCAGCAACUGCCUGGGCAUGAUCAGACUCUCGGAAAUCUUGAGUUGCCAGACCCUCAAGGAGAAAGCCAGGGAGGUGGCCCUGGCGUGUUUCCCUGAGGUGGCCACCUCCGCUGACCUGAAGGAGCUGUGCGCCUUGGAGUUGAGAGACUACCUCGGAGAUGACGGGCUCUGCGGGGAGGAGGAGAAGGUGUUCGAGGCCCUCAUGGCUUGGGUCAAGCAUGACCUCCAGGCCCGGAAGCGAUACAUGCAAGAACUGUUCCAGCAGGUGAGGCUUCAGUACGUCCACCCGGCCUUCUUCCACCACUUCAUCGCCAACGAUGCCCUCCUCCAGUCUUCGCCGGCCUGCCAGACCAUCCUGGAGAGGGCCAGGAGGCAGAUGUUUUCUCUGUAUGGCUCCAGUGCCCCAGACUGCAAACCCCUGUGGCAUGUCCCUCCAAGGAGCUCUUACCAAGACUUCCUCAUCCUCCUGGGUGGAAGGAAGGACAACCAGCAGACCACCAGGGAGGUCCUGCUCUACAGCUCACAGACCGGCCAAUGGCAGAGCCUGGCCAAGCUCCCCACCCGGCUAUACAAGGCCUCGGCUGUCACCUUGCACCGCAGCAUCUACCUGCUCGGGGGCAUGACUGUCAGCGGGGGGAAGAGUCUGGUCAGUCACAAUGUCUAUGUCUUCUCCCUGAAACUCAACCAGUGGAGGCUCGGGGAGCCCAUGCUGGUGGCCCGCUACUCCCACAGAAGCAUUGCCCACAAGAACUUCAUCUUCUCCAUCGGGGGCCUCGGAGAAGGGCAGGAGCUCCUGAGCUCCAUGGAGAGGUACGACAGCAUCUGCAAUGUCUGGGAGAGUAUGGCCAACAUGCCCGUGGGAGUUCUCCACCCUGCCGUUGCUGCGAAGGACCAAAGGCUCUACCUCUUUGGGGGAGAGGACAUCAUGCAGAACCCUGUGCGCCUUAUCCAGGUUUAUCACAUUUCCAGAAACACGUGGUUCAAAAUGGAGACGAGGAUGAUCAAGAACGUGUGCGCCCCUGCGGUGGUGCUUGGGCAGCGGAUUGUCAUUGUGGGAGGUUACACGAGGAGGAUUCUUGCUUACGACCCUCAGACCAACAAAUUUGCCAAAUGUGCAGACAUGAAAGACCGGAAAAUGCACCACGGGGCCACAGUGAUGGGGAACAAGCUCUAUGUGACAGGCGGGCGGCGGCUGACUACGGACUGCAACAUUGAGGACUCAGCCUCCUUUGACUGCUAUGACCCUGAGACAGACACCUGGACGUCCCAGGGGCAGCUGCCUCACAAACUCUUCGACCAUGCCUGCCUCACCCUCCAGUGCAUACCCCACAUGACCACCCAUUCAUGAAGUCCACAGGGAACCUUAGUCGAGACGCUUUCUGUUGCAAAGGACAGAAGCCCAGCUCCCAAGAGCCUAACCCUACAGGGAUGCAGGGACGGACCCCUCUCAGGACUGAAGGCACGAAGGCCUGGGGGCCUGGAGCCAGGCCUAUGGCCAGAAGUCUCUCCUCCCCCAGCCUUUCCCUCUGUCUCUACCUUGUCUCAAUUAGGUCUCCUUCCUCGAGCUUCUGCAUCCACACAGCAUGAGGAUUAUCAAUGACAAUUGAUAAACUCUAACUCACCGUCUCUAGCUUUGCAUCUCCAUUGUACCAUGAUCCACAUAUUUAUCUUUAAAAAAGGUGCUGGCAGGCCCGUUUUGAAUUCCAUGCCUGCCUCUUGAGACAAUCACUAUUGCCAGAAUGGUGCUACUACAACUGCCUAGUCUUGAAUCAGGUCCCUAGGAACAGAAGUGGGGUUAACUCCUGUGAUUGGCAGCCCAUCCAAAACACAUGCAAGGGGAUGGAAGGAGUUCUCCAAAGGAAGAAAUUCUGGAUGGACAAAAGCACAUCUGGCCCAGGACACCUUUGCAAUCUGGAACAAGAGGGCUGAGAGACCCAAGAGGACCCCUGGAAGCAUUUGGUCCAGGUGGCAGUGUGAGAAAUUGGCUACAACUGUGUUUGUCUGAAUUCUAUGGAUGUCGUAUAUUAAAAUUCCAGAGAAGUAUGUGCGAUUCAGUAUCUCAUGUUUGCAAAACGAUCUCGUACUGAAGGAUAUAAAAACAGAACAAAGCUGGUUUCUGGUGCCAAAUGAUGUUUUUCUCCGGCCUCUGGGGAGCUGUAGACCUGCAGAAUUAAUCUGGGUUUUCAUUUUAGUAAAUGCUAUGAGAAUUGCUCUUCCAGGGAAAGCCAACAAAUUCCUUCAGUGAUUCCAGGAAACAUUACCCUCCAGAAGCCAGGGCUGACGAGCCCUGCGGCCCCUUUAUCUUGAAGCACCUCCCACCCCAGCUCGGGCUCCAGUUGAAGAACAAGCUGAAGCUGAGAACAGCAGCUCUCCACGCUGCCAACUCUCACCACCACCUGGGGAGAUGUUUGGAACCAGGACGAGCACCCUUCAAGAUAGAUGGAUGGGGAUUCAGCUAGCUGGGGCCCAGAUCUCUGGAUUUUUUAUGUUUCCUAGAUGAGAAGGUAAAGAACCACAGUCCUGCUCAGCUGUGGGCACUGAAGACCUCUGGUUCCAUUCUCAUCCUGUCCUGGCCAGCCCUAUCCAAACCUAGCGUUGUACACAAAGGACCCUCCACCCCGUAGCAACAUCUGGAACAAGUCUUGGUGCCCUGAGUGUAGAGUGCACCGGUGCCGGGGCCUCCCUUCCCACCGAGCUCUUUCGCUCCGGGUUCUGGACUUUUUCUUCCUGGUUUGUAUUUCUGUGCCUCAGCCUCUCUGGCUGAGGGUGAAGCUCUGUGUGCUCCCUGGACCACCUGGCUGUGGGCCAGAGACUGGCUGGCCAGCCAGUGCCUGCUGCUCGGCCUGCACGCUGCCCCUGAGCUACUGGCUGGCAUCUUACCCCAGCCGGUUCUGCUCAAUCCCACCUCUCCCCGUCUCUGCUUGGAAAGGUAACCAGUGGCCAUCAGGGUCCCCAAAUCGGCAUUUCCUGUCCUGUUGAUCAGUCGGCAGCAUAUGACGUUGCUGCCCUCCCUCCAUCUUUUACGACUUCUUCCUCACCUCGGGGACACCUCUCACUCUUGCUCCUCCUCCCCAGAGUUCCUUCUUGUCUCCUUCUCUUCCCAACUGCUAAACGGUGACGCACCCCAGGGCUCAGUCCCCAUAUCUUCUGUGUAUCCACUCUCUCCCUGGCUGGGUGAGCUCCUGUGGCCCAUGGAUCUGCACACCACCCUACACCACUCACUAGCCAACUUUCUCACAAGCCUGCUCCUCCCAGGGCUUCUCCACCCUGGGGGAGACGGACACCUUUCCUGCACACACCACCAGAGUCCAGCCCAAGCCACUAUCUUUUCUCAUCUGCCUUCACCUUGACUUCCUGAAUCUCCUCUCCACACAGCCACCUGUUUACCCUCCCUGUGCCCCCAGCCUUGGCACUGGAUAUUAAACCCAGAGGCAGUUUUUCACCAUAUUCCAUCCCUAGCCUCUUUUUUUUUUUUUUUUUUUGAGACAGGGUCUUACUAGGUUGCCGAGGCUAGCCUCAAACUUGCCAUCCUCU